AACCACUUCAACGUCAGCAUUAAUGGAGCUCCAUUACGACGGCCGGGCACAGGGAAGGCCACUAGAGCUCUCGCUUUCAGGGCAGCGACAGCAGACGCUGGUGCUGCGUAACGUGACCGAGCCGAGCAGGACGACGCUCUUCAAAGUGCAGUGCACGGCCCCGCGCAAAUUGCGUGUGCGUCCGGCGCUGGGACUGCUCCAUGCGUCAGGUGACAGCGUCUCCAUCCACGUGCACUUGAACCCGCAGGAAUGUUCGUCGGCAACUUGUAAAUUGCUGGUCGUGGGUCGUCAAGCAUUAUCUACUGCAGGUGAAGACGAACAGCUCAAGAGCAUGUGGACAGCUGCCGAGGUGGCGGAUGCACAGACGUUGUUGCUAUCGGAAACUGUAAAUAUACACAUCCAAAGUGCCUCAGACGCGGCCGCAAACGACGACAAACCCGUGACGUUAUCUUCGACACCGCAGCUCAUGACGAUGCGGCUGACAACGACGCAGCUCGCCGAGCUGGUUCUGCUGAUAAUGAAGAGCCAAAGUCGUCGAAAGGAGAACGAGUUGACAGCACAAGAACAAGAGCAAUUACAGACUGCGCGAGCUCAACACGUAGCCGACUGGCCUUACUGGGAAGAAUACGCUGCUCGAAUGAGGAAACUACUUCGAGAACGCAACCAACGCAAGCCGCAAACAACUUAGUGGCGAAAACGCCUGAUACGUUUACUUCUUGUUGUUAAAUAAGAGGUACUGACCACGUCCUGCUUGUCUUCGUGUCUUUCCGAAGACAUUUGGUGGGUCUGUUUUAGUUGAUCGAUUUCUACGAGCUCUGCGAGACGCUUAUGAGGUCCACU
Molecule: messenger RNA, 840 nt
Organism: Phytophthora nicotianae INRA-310
Lineage: Eukaryota; Oomycota; Peronosporomycetes; Peronosporales; Peronosporaceae
Exons: 2
Coding region: 23-688 (221 amino acids)
Source: RefSeq, a predicted model, not a curated record